This is a messenger RNA of Neurospora crassa OR74A, 5071 nucleotides long. Its product is annotated as GPI inositol-deacylase. Gene Ontology annotation, biological process: endoplasmic reticulum to Golgi vesicle-mediated transport; GPI anchor metabolic process. The record is from RefSeq and is a predicted model, not a curated record. Bases 835 to 4605 code for a protein of 1256 amino acids. NCBI's taxonomy places the organism in Eukaryota, Fungi, Ascomycota, Sordariomycetes, Sordariales, Sordariaceae. The transcript has 2 exons. Gene Ontology annotation, cellular component: endoplasmic reticulum. Gene Ontology annotation, molecular function: phosphatidylinositol deacylase activity.
CAUCUUCCUCUUCUUUUACUCCUACUCCCGCCUCCCGCCGUUGCUCUCCUUUUCUUCCUUUUUGUCGCGUCUGGUCCCGCGCCUCUGGAAAAUGAGAUUGGGGUAAUGUGCUACAUGAGCCUUGUCCCUGUCCUCGAGCGCCGAAGAAUAGACGACAGAGAUCCGAUAGAUUGUCACUCGGCGCAUUGACAUCGGUCCAUUUGACACCUGCAGAGAGCCCACUAGGUACCUCGACACAGGUAGAGCCUGCCCACUCACAGGAAGCACGGGCAGCUGACAGCGACUGGAACUGGACCAGUCGAAUCGAAUCCCAACGCCAUUUCCCCUUCGCGCUUGCAAUCGCCUCCAUUGACGAGUAGGGAACUUCCAUCGGCUGUCGGCCCCGUACUUGGCAACACCCUUCCCUCAACUUUACUCCAACUUCCGCCUCUGCAGAUUCGCGUUUCGAGAUUGUAGAGAUUCGAGACUCUCGGAGCUGAGGCUCUUGUCCGUGAGCCCAUCCAUACCUCUUAUCUCCCUCCACUCCCGAACGGCCGGGCCACUGUCAAACAUCCGAUCUCCUCCCGACUUGGCUAAGCCUGCAGUAGCAUUUUGUCUUGCAUACGCCUCACCUGCCCGCUGGAGCCAACCGCAUGCCACGACUCUGGAGCAGAGGCGACAUCACACCAAAUAAACUACCCGAAGAUCAGAGGAACAAAAAAAAAAAGUCAGACCUUAAGAGCCACCCACCCGCGACACUGGCUGCGCUCUGUGGUUCCUACCAACCUACCCUGAACCCGUUCGUUACCUGUUGUGGCACACCCAAGACCGCCCGCCACUGGCACCAACCCUGGAAUGAGGACUCGGCUAGCUGGAACCUCAGAAGACGGCCAUCUAUGUCCUGUCGAGGCUCCUUUUCCCAAUGUCGACUUUUUACUACACCAACAACUCCAACAGGAGCAAGACGUGUACGCGAACUCGACAACAAACGCGACCGCAUCCCCGCCGAUAGCGCCCACAUCAGUCCUUCCGCGACCCUCGCGACCCUCGCAGUCCUCGGCCGCCGAACGAACUAGUCCCGAGUCGCCCUCUGUGCGCCAGUCCCCUACCAAGCGCGAUCGUAAUCCCGGCCCUUCCUCUAUCUCCGGCGCCGGUCCGUUGAAUCUCGAGCACCAGUCUCCUUCUCAACAAUCGCAAAACCAACAGCAACAACAACAACAACAACAACAACAACAACAACAACAACAACAGCAGCAGUCUUUCUACGCACGAAGUAGGCGGUCCGGCAACUUCAAUUGGAAACUGUCACACUCUCGGAAUGGAUCAAUAGAGAAGCCUCCCCCCUCCUUCUUCUCUUCCUCCUUUUCACACUCGCCCUCCACUCCACCGCUCUCCCUCGGAGCCCCUGCGAACGGGGCCGCCCAUUCGAAAGAGAUGGAGAAGGAAGAGGAGCAAAAAUUUGUUGGCAAGCGACCGAGGAUACGAAGUCCAUGGGCCAUCACAUUCGUGACCCUGCUCAUCUCGAUUCUGGGUAUCGGCUUUCUGGCCCUCGUCCUGAAUUCCUCCUUCACGCGACACAUUGAUCCCAAGGGUUGCCGCAUGUCGUACAUGCGCCCUGGCUACGCUAAAUUUGACGAUUUCGACACGGAACAUACUCGUUUCGCAAGCAAAUACUCGCUAUACCUUUAUCGCGAACUGGGCAUCGAGAAUGAUGCAAAGGUCAGGGGUGUUCCCGUCCUCUUCAUCCCCGGAAACGCCGGUAGCUACAAGCAAGUUCGACCCAUCGCCGCUGAAGCCGCCAAUUACUUUCACGAUGUAUUACAACAAGACGAAUCUGCUGUCAAGGCUGGUGCUCGAAGCCUCGACUUCUUCACAGUCGACUUCAACGAGGACAUUACUGCCUUCCAUGGCCAGACCCUGCUCGACCAAGCCGAGUACCUGAACGAAGCGAUACGAUAUAUCCUUUCGCUUUACCUUGAUCGAACUCGCUCCGACCGAGACCCCAACCUGCCAGAUCCGACAUCAGUUAUAGUCUUGGGUCAUUCAAUGGGUGGUGUUGUUGCCAGGACCAUGCUCAUCAUGCCCAAUUACCAGGCCAAUUCCAUCAACACAAUCAUUACCAUGUCCGCCCCGCAUGCUCGCCCCCCAGUUUCUUUCGACAGUGAGAUUGUCAAGACGUACAAGGAUAUCAAUGACUACUGGAGACGCGCAUACUCCCAACAAUGGGCUAACAACAACCCUUUGUGGCACGUCACUUUGGUUUCCAUUGCGGGCGGUGGUUUGGAUACCGUUGUGCCAUCGGAUUACGCCAGCGUCGAAUCACUUGUCCCCGAUACGCAUGGCUUUACCGUGUUCACUACCAGCAUCCCAAACGUAUGGACGAGCAUGGAUCAUGCGGCAAUCUUAUGGUGCGAUCAGUUCCGCAAGGCUUUGGUAAAGGCAAUUUUCGACGUCGUGGACGUCAACAGAGCUGCCCAGACGAAGCCAAGGGCCGACAGAAUGAGGGUCUUCAAGAGGUGGUUUCUUACAGGAAUGGAGGAGGUGGCGGAGAAAACUGUGCCGUCCAAGGAUCCUUCGACGCUGCUUACUCUCGAGGACAACCUGAGUUCCGUGAUUGCGCAAGGGGAGCGCUUGGUGUUGAGGAGUCUGGGCGCGAGCGGCGCAGUGCGCGCUCAUCUCUUGCCCAUCCCUCCGUCAGGAUCGCCUGAAGCAAAGCGCUUUACCCUCUUAACCGACCACAAACUGGAUGUUUCAAGCGAAAGCGGGAGGCUAGAGGUUUUGUUCUGCAGUGUAUUCCCAAUGCAGCCUGGCCAGGCUGUAGCAGGCUUUGCGGCUCAGAUUAACCUUGCUGGGGACAGUAGCGCUUCCACAAGGUUGGCGUGUAACAAUGCGGCCUCGGAUGUUGUUACUCUCCCAGCAUCCCUUCGAUCGUCGCAGUACCCCUUCUCUAAAGAAGGCGAGCCCCCGAAAACGCAUUUCUCAUAUCUUCAGUAUGACGUUGAGGAUAUCGCUGAGCAUCAGUACGUUGCUGUAAUCGAGAAGACCCAUACUCCGACCCCAGGCUUUGUGAUCGCCGAAUUUAGCGAUGUUUCUCAGUCACAUCGUACAAGGCAUAUCAGUCUUCGGCGGCUCCUCGCUUUCGGCAUGAAAUUCCGCCUCCCGUCCUCGCGACCGAUGGUCUCUGAACUCAAGGUUCCCACUAUGCAGUCAAGUCUGUUGGCAUACAAUUUGGAAAUCAGCGAGCAAAACUGUGGUAAACAACAGGAGCUCUUCGCCCCGUUGAUCCGACAGUAUCUGACGGAGCCGUACGAGUCCAAGUUCUUCGUUAACGCAAGGGAAGCCGCAGUGAGCAUUCAUGGUGUGGCGCCAUACGUGCCUCCGCCACUGAAGAGCAGAUCGACGGAGGAUGGCCUCAGUUUCCAGUUUUGGACUGAUCCGACCUGCGCCUCCAACAUCAAUAUCAAGAUGAGCAUUGAUGUCAUGGGCAGUCUGGGCAAACUUUAUAUGCGAUACCGGACGGUAUUUGCUGCGUUCCCACUGCUGGUGGUUACUCUGGUCCUGCGCAAGCAGUUCCGCAUCUAUGACACUACUGGCGUAUUCAUCUCUUUCUCUGAGAGUUUAGAUCUGUGCUUGAGGCAGUCGAUUCCCUUGGUUCUUGCCUUUCUCACGUUUCUAUCCCUGUUCAUCUGGAACUCAUCAUCGUCGGCGACUGCAAACAUUUGGAACUGGGCCAAUGUCACAUCUGGCGCGAUUGACUUUCACCAGAACGACCUCCUUAUUGGAACACAAGAUCCUUUCUUCUGGUUCUUGGUACCGGUAAUUGGGCUCAUCUGUGUUGGAAUCUGCACCGUGUUCAACUACAUGACUCUCACCCUUGUACACAUCUUGAGCACAGCUGUCAGCCUCUUGAGCUUCCGGCCUGGGUGGAUUCGCAACGACGAAAGACGCAAAGCCCUGCCGCUCCCUGCGUUCUAUCCGACUUCACCAAGGCGGCGGAUGGUCACCACCGCCAUCUUGCUAGUCCUCGUUUCGACUCUGAUCCCUUAUCAGUUUGCAUACUUGGUGUGUUGCUUGGUACAGCUGACCACCACGGUCCGGGCACAAAGACUCGCCUCAGACCUAAGAUCAGCCGCCAACUCCAACUUUUACAACUAUGUCCACUCUAUUCUUCUGCUUAUGCUCUGGAUCCUUCCCAUCAACCUCCCCAUUUUGGUGGUCUGGAUCCAUAACUUGGCGGUUCACUGGCUCACCCCCUUCUCUUCUCAUCAUAAUGUCCUAUCUAUUAUGCCUUUCAUCAUUCUCGUGGAAACGUUGACCACGGGCAAAAUGGUCCCCAGAGUGAAUAGCCGAUUCAAGCACUUCACUAGUGUCCUGCUAUUCGGUAUCGCCCUCUACGCCGCCAUCUACGGCGUUUCGUACGCCUACAUGCUGCACUAUUUGGUCAACCUGGUAGCCGCCUGGCUGGCCAUUGUUCACUCGACAUCGGACAAUUGGUCGGUACUUUCUGGCAUAAAACACAUCAGCUGCACCCUGUUCGAUGCGGGAAAUACCAACAAUGUCGGCGGCGUUAACGGAACUAAUAACACAAUGCUUGCCGAGGACUGUAAAAUGAGAAAGGAGCCAUGACAGGGAGAGAAGAGGAAACGUAGAAAAAGAAGAAGAAGAAAGAAGACCGUGGCUUUGAUAUCACUCAUCGCAUCCCAUCCCAUUAUCGAUGACGGAUUAAUGUCUCCCUGCCGUCUACCGUCUCCUGUUCUCCUGUUGCGCCACGCGUCAAACAACAAACAAGCAAGCAAGCAGAGAGUUCCACACACGCAAGACCGUUAUAGACUUAUAUACCACACAUCCCAUACAUACAUACACACACAUACCACAUACAUACAUACCCCAUUUGAUACCCCCCACAAAACGACGGGCCGUGGCUGAUGAUUUUGUUUCAGCACGCGCCUCAUCAUUAGUCUUGACCGACUGGCUUUUUUCAACUUGGCUUUUGCUCGCGCGUAUUUUGAACUACCACUUGUACAUAUACACAUCUAUAUAACUGUUCGACGAGUUGGAUAAACAUCCAUCCCCAAAGGGAACAAAUAUGAAG